GGAGCCAACCGUCCCAAAUUUCCUGGCUUGACACCAUGAGAGGACCAGGGGUUUUGUUCUGCUGCCUUGCGGCUUUUCUUCUUGUGAGAGCAGAACUUCAAGUCUCCUCUCCCGAUGCCUCUGAGGAUGGUGGAAACCUUGCUGAUGGCCAUCCAGGUUCUGUGGACUCCACUUGGGAUGACAAGUCACUUAAUGCCGAACAAAUCCUUAUAGAGAAGAGUCGGGAUUACGGAAACGUGGCUACAGAAGACAGGCAAGAGAAAAAAAAUGUUACUCCUGGUGCAUCCCCUUCUGAAACUGUUAAUAUUACACUAGAAAAAGAUGACGCAGCCGUGGAGGCUGUUGUUGCAGAAGGCCAAGACAAGGACAGGGAAGAAGUAAUUGGUGAUCCAACCAGUAAAAUUGAAGAAAAGGCCAGCACACAGGAGCCUGAGACAGAGGUGGGAGAGGAAGAUCAUUUAAAAGAACAGGCUGCAACUUUACAUACUUUUAAGGAAAGUUCUGAAGCGGAGGAGAAAGAACCUGUCCCCGAGACUACUGAAAAUGAGCAAGUGCUAGCUGUUCCUAAAGAGGAAUCGGAGUCCGAUGUGAUUGAAGAGUCUGGCCAAGCGCCAGAGGAAAAUCUUGAAUCAGCAGAGGAAGAAGAUCAACAUUCUGAAACAGAGUUGGACUCAACAUCGGAAGAGGAGGAGGAAGAACCAGGAAUAAAUCUCAAGGAUGAUGAACCUGGAGACAAGUCAUCAGAAGAGGAAACGCAUUUAUUUGAAGAAAAUGUAGAUGAAUCGGGUGAAAUAGUCGAAGAAGAAGAGGAAGAAGCUGAGUUAGAGGCUGAAGGGAGAUCAUCCGAACAAGAAACUGAAGAGCGUGGACCAGACUUUGACAGAGAGGGAGAUGAAGAAGAUGAAGAACUUGAGACAGGGCCUGAACAUGACAUAACUGGAGACGAGUCUUUAGAAGAAAGUAAAGAUGAAGAAGAUAAACCAGAAGUACCUUCUAAGGAUGAUAUAGCUAAAGAGGAGAUUUCAGAACAAGAGAAAGAAGUAGAACAAGAAUUUGAUGAUAAGGAUUAUAUAGCCGAAGAAGAAUCCCCAGAAGAAGAAGGAAUUCAUGAAACAAACAUUUCGGAAGAAGAUGAAGAAGCACAAGUUGUAAAUGCUAAUGAGAACAUUGACAUUUUAACCGAAGUUCAAGAAGAGCCAGAUGUUGAUGUUGUUGAAGACAGCCAUACAGAAGAUGGUAAUGUAGAGAAUGUGUCAGCAGAAGACCCUAAACCAGAGGAACCUGUUCUAUCUGAUAGCACAGAGCAGAGUAUAGAAUCAACACUCGCAACAGAGGAAGCCACUGUUCAGGAGGACACGGAUGAAAACAUCCCUACAGAAGACAGUAAUGUAGAAAACGUGUCAGCAGAAGACCCUAAACCAGAGGAACUUGUUCUAUCUGAUAGCACAGAGCAGAGUAUAGAAUCAACACCCGUAGCAGAGGAAGCCACUGUUCAGGAGGACACGGAUGAAAACAUCCCUACAGAAGACAGUAAUGUAGAAAACGUGUCAGCAGAAGACCCUAAACAAGAGAGACUUGUUCUAUCUGAUAGCACAGAGCAGAGUAUAGAAUCAACACUCGCAACAGAGGAAGCCACUGUUCAGGAGGACACGGAUGAAAACAACAUCCCUACAGAAGACAGUAAUGUAGAAAACGUGUCAGCAGAAGACCCUAAACCAGAGGAACUUGUUCUAUCUGAUGCAGCUGAUAGCACAGAGCAGAGUAUAGAAUCAACACUCGCAACAGAGGAAGCCACUGUUCAGGAGGACACGGAUGAAAACAACAUCCCUACAGAAGACAGUAAUGUAGAAAACGUGUCAGGAAACCCUAAACCAGAGGAACUUGUUUUAUCAGAUGCAGCUGAUAGCACAGAGCAGAGUAUAGAAUCAACACCCGUAGCAGAGGAAGCCACUGUUCAGGAGGACACGGAUGAAAACAACAUCCCUACAGAAGACAGUAAUGUAGAAAACGUGUCAGCAGAAGAACCUAAAUCAGAGGAACUUGUUCUAUCUGAUAGCACAGAGCAGAGUAUAGAAUCAACACUCACAACAGAGGAAGCCACUGUUCAGGAGGACACGGAUGAAAACAACAUCCCUACAGAAGACAGUAAUGUAGGGAACGUGUCAGGAGACCCUAAACCAGAAGAACUUGUUCUAUCUGAUGCAGCUGAUAGCACAGAGCAGAGUAUAGAAUCAACACUCACAACAGAGGAAGCCACUGUUCAGGAGGACACAGAUGAAAACAACAUCCUUACAGAAGACAGUAAUGUAGGGAACGUGUCAGCAGAAGACCCUAAAGCAGAGGAACUUGUUCUAUCAGAUGCAGCUGAUAGCACAGAGCAGAGUAUAGAAUUAACACUCGCAGCAGAGGAAGCCACUGUUCAGAAGAACACUGAUGAAAAUAACAACCCUAUUGUUAAACCAGCAUCACAGUUGCCUGCUAAAUCAUCUAAAAAACAAGCUGUCAGGACAAAGUCAAGAAGGCUAAAAGAUGACUUGGAAGAAGAUUUCACAAGAAGAGACAGAAGCCACAUAGAUAAUACCUUGAAACUUGCUGACGAAAAACCAGCAGAUGACUACACAGCGGUCCUACAGAGGCUAAAGAAACUAUAUCACUCUGCUAUAAAACCUCUGGAACUCUCCUACAAAUACAAUGAACUGAGGCAGUAUGAGAUUACAGCUUAUCAUGGACGUACCCUUGCUGACUCGGCCACAGAUGGAGAGAUCACUUCUAAACCGAUGGUUUUGUUUUUGGGACCGUGGAGUGUUGGCAAAUCCACCAUGAUCAACUACCUCUUGGGGUUGGAAGAAACACCCCAUCAACUGUACACAGGUGCUGAGCCCACAACUUCUGAAUUCACUGUGCUUAUGCAUGGGCCAAAGCUAAAGACCAUCGAAGGCAUCGUGAUGGCUGCCGACAGCAGUCGUUCCUUCUCUCCACUGGAAAAAUUUGGUCAGAAUUUUCUGGAGAAGCUAAUAGGCAUUGAAAUUCCCCACAAACUUCUUGAGAGGGUCACAUUGGUGGACACCCCUGGAAUCAUUGAGAAUCGCAAACAGCAAGAAAGAGGUUAUCCAUUUAAUGAUGUCUGCCAGUGGUUUAUUGAUAGAGCUGACCUCAUCUUUGUGGUAUUUGACCCUACCAAACUGGAUGUAGGUCUCGAGUUGGAGAUGCUCUUCAAACAGUUGAAAGGACGCGAGUCUCAGAUCCGUAUUAUCCUAAACAAAGCUGAUAAUCUGGCAACACAAGAGCUCAUGAGGGUAUAUGGAGCUCUCUUCUGGAGCUUGGCUCCUCUGAUCAAUGUGACUGAGCCACCAAGAGUCUAUGUCAGUUCAUUCUGGCCAGAAGAUUACCAACCUGAAACACAUAGAGAACUGUUUCUUAAGGAAGAGAUCUCUCUUCUAGAAGAUCUCACCCAAGUCAUUGAAAACAGACUUGAAAACAAGAUUGCCUUCAUCCGUCAGCAUGCUAUUAGAGUCCGAAUUCAUGCUUUGUUGGUUGACCGCUACCUUCAGACCUACAAGGACAAGAUGACCUUCUUCAGUGAUGGUGAAUUGGUAUUUAAAGACAUUAUUGAGGACCCUGAUAAGUUCUUCAUUUUCAAGUCUAUCUUGGCCAAAACAAACGUCAGCAAGUUUGAUCUUCCAAACAAAGAGGCUUACAAGGACUUCUUCGGAGUAAACCCAAUUACUGGCUUCAAGCUUCUAUCCAACCAGUGCUCAUAUAUGGGCGGCUGUCUGAUGGAGAAGGUUGAGAGGGCCAUUACACGUGAACUGCCAGACCUUCUUAGCAGCAUCAGCAGCAAAAAGCCUCAAAACCUUAACUGUGAGGUGACCGGAUGUGGGGAAGCCCCAAAGAACCGUUACAAAAAACCUUAAACUCUCUCCAUCCUAUGCCUUCUCAUAUUUAAAACCGAAAAAUAAAAAAAACACAGCAUUUCAACAAAAUAUGAAGGUCCUGCGAUCUUUUAGUGAUGGCAUUAAUUAUCAUGCACUUGACCUGUCAAGGAAUAAAGCAGAAAUGAUAAAAAAUGACUCUUCUUGUCAUAGAAGAAUGAAUUCACUACUAGUCACUCUGGUGCUGAAGGAAGUUAUUCCAAUCUUACCAUGUUGGGUUGACCUUUACCUUACAAUAACAAUACCAUACCAAUUAUGAAUGUACAAGGUUUACGAGGAGUUCCAGUUACCUGCAAAACUCUGUUUAACACCCUGUAUCAUAACUAUACUACCAUGUUUACUAGUGGCCUUAUCUUUAAACUGGAAAUUUAUUUUGUAACCUGCAUCCUAUCAAACCCUAGGGAUGUAUGUUAAAUAAUCAAGAUGGUGACAGGCAUUCUUGUUCCACAACAUCAAGGCUUACGUAAAUCAAAACCCACACAUUUUACUCUUUCCAGCACCACAGUGAAGUACAAAAAAUGUCAGCAGACAAGAUAGUGGGAUGUUAGCAACAUGGCUGCCAUGUGCUGUCUCAGAACUCACAUUACAUUGAUCAUUACCUAAAAUUGUGGCAAAAUAGUUGAAUUUGAUUGGAUAAGUUGAUGUUUUAAUAGUCAAACAAUCAUACAUUUAUACCUAAGUCAACACUGCCAAGUGUUGUUCAUAUAAAAUAGAAUUGGUGCCGAAACAAAGACCAUUGCUAAGAAUGCCCAGGUCUCAACUUUUUAUAACAGUUUAAUUACAGCUUUACCUCAUCCCACUUUAUUGGUAUACUUCCAAAUCUAUCCUUAUCCUGGGCUUCAGAAUGAGCAGGGUUUAUUAAUAGUAGGCUUGGUUUUUCCAAAUAUGUGAAGAUUGGCGAAGGCCAAAAAUAUCUCAAAGAUAUCAUAGAUAUAGUUACAAACCAAUAGAUAGUAAAAUAAAAUGUAUGUUUUAUUUAUUAGCUUGAGUUUGGUAUUGUACAAGUGACCAGUCCUGUCCCAGUGUCUGAUUUUGUAUUUUAGUCCAUUAUAUUAAAUAUGCUUGGCUAACAUCUGACAGAAUGAAAACCUGAUGAAGGGGCACCACCUGGGAUAUGUACACUUUUGACCUGAAUUAAAAAAAAAAAAAAAAAAGCACAUGGGCUUAUUUAGAUAAUAGUUAAAUAUCAAUACAAAUUCCAGUAAUGUUGACUUAAAGGAAAUCGGUGAGUUUCCUGUCUAUCUGUCAAUGUGUACUUCCUGUUGUGUGUUAAAUGCAGCUAACAGUUAUAGGUAUUAGAUUAGUUGGACUCUGUAUUUCAGGAUAACAGAAGAACAUAGCCAUACAGAAAUCUAGGGUGAAAGAAAGGAAGUUAGAAGGCCAGAUGGCUGACAAGGGUAAUGGAAAUGUGUUGUUAAUAAAAAAAAGUGCACACUUCCUGUUAGCUGUGCAUGGUUGAGGGAGCCAUUUUGUUGAAUACCGACGUUCAGUUCUUUCAAUAGUUUAAGAGGAGCCAUUUAAGUCAGGAAUACUACACUGAUCUUGACUGAAUUAAAACAAAUGUUUGCCAAGCUCACACAAAUCUUUAAUCAUAACUGACAGGUGUUCUUAGAAAAGGUAAUAAAUGACUAGUGAAUUGUGUAUCAGAGCAGAAAUAUAGUUAAAGGAGGCUGUUAAUAUAUGAAAACCUCCUUUAUUGGAACAAUUCUGACUUUGAGACUCUUGAAGGAUAGGGCUUAUGGGUUUGCCUACACGUGGAUGGACAUGGGCAAUGUGUGGAUGUUCUGGACAGAUCUUAAACCUGUUCUGAAUUUAGUUUUUAAAGUAAGUAUAGGUAUAAUGUUUGACAACAUUGAGUAACACUAUAGGGGCCUACUUAUAACAAUGUCUUUAAACCCUGCAAAGGUAUUCCUACCUCCAUAAGCAUUUUAUGGCCCAUUCAUAAAAUUCAGGCUAUGGUAUGAAACCUACCUUGAGUCACUCUAUUGCAGUCAAUUCUGUGACUAGGGCUGGGGUCGUGGCCGGGGCCGGCUACAAGACUUACAGAUAACAGGACUGGGCUUUCUUGCAAGCUUCCUUUUUUUAAACUAUAUUAAUAUCACCCUGCUGGUUUCAAUAUCCUUAAGUCAGCAGAGUGCUAAACCCAUGUGUAAAGCAUCGUACAGCUUGUUUUUUUUUUUAUUAUUUAAAGCUGCUAAGACCAUACUGCUGUUUUAAAUGGACCCCACAUUUUUAUAAUAUCCUGCCCAUGUAGGUCAUGAUGCUAUACAUUAUAAAUGGGGAUGGCCCUGUGACUGAAAGUGGCUGAAAACUGUAGAUAUCAACCAUUCAGAAGCUCCCUUUUUGUGUCCACUGUCCAGUAAUGAUUAUUAAACAUAAAAGGCUAAAACAGGUGAUCAGGGAUGAGGGCAUUGAUUUUUACAAAUUACAUUCACUGCAAAAUUAGCAAUUGCCCUACUGAGAAAAUGUAACCCAAGCAGGAACUCAUUAAGAUGAUUGGGUGAAAUUUGCCUGUAAAAAUAUCUAUUUUCUUUUGCAGAGGGUGUGGUUUUUUAAGGGGAUGUUUUUUUUUUUAAUAGUUUCUUUAAUUUAGUGUUCUUUCCCCUUUUUUGUGUACUGUUGUUUAAAUUUUUUUACAUUACUUUUCUUGCUGUCUUUUUUUUUUCUUUCUGUAAAAAAAGUAACACAAUGAGGCUAGUAAGAAGCCACAUUUUUGGCACAAGAACAGAUCCAGGAUAGGUGAAAGAACCUUCUGUAACCCUCAUCAGCUAUAUAAAUCAAAUUUUUCCCCUAUGAAACCAGUAAAAACCACAAUUUUUAUCUUCCCCGUUCAUUUCAAUGCAAUUUGCCAAAAUGGAAAAAUUUUGCCCAAAUUUCUCAGUGUUGGAGGAAGUGUUUGGGAAAAUUAAAGCUCCCAGUUUCACUCACAGGUAACAGAAAUGUUAUCUACUUCCAGUUACAAGGUCCGUUCCCUUGCUUACCUGCCCCAAAAAAUAAUAAAGACAAAUCCUCAGCAAAACUCCUAUUGCCUGUGUAAGCUUUGGUUUCUUAAUGUCUGCGUCUUCCACAAGAUGGCUGCCUCUACUGUGUAUAUAAACGAUGGAUUCAGGUAUUAGAUUUGCAGUUGGUGGAUACAGCAGGUGCCAUUUCAAUGGUCCAAUAAAUAUAGCUGUCUUUUUUUAUUCUAUCAUUACACUUCUUUGCUCUAUUAUUAAAGUCCUCUCAGUGAUCACUUUCUCUUAACGUACAAUAAAAAUGUUUGUGCUUGUUAA
Molecule: messenger RNA, 7204 nt
Organism: Rana temporaria (common frog)
Lineage: Eukaryota; Metazoa; Chordata; Amphibia; Anura; Ranidae
Gene: SRL
Product: sarcalumenin
Exons: 8
Coding region: 36-3914 (1292 amino acids)
Molecular function (GO): GTP binding
Source: RefSeq, a predicted model, not a curated record